AUGAAAGCCAUCCGGCCUGAAGGCGUCGUAUCCAUGGUGGGAUUCCUGGGUGGGAAGACUAAUACUCCCGGCGCCAGCUUCUCGCUGAUCCAGCAACAGCUCUGCAUUGUGCGCGGGAUAAACGUCGGGUCCCGAAAGCUGUUCCAAGAUAUGAAUACCUUCAUCGAGAGCAGAGGCCUCGAUUUUAAACCCAUCUUGUCAGAUCAGUUGUUUGGGUUUCAGCAAGUCCGACAAGCAUACCAGUGGAUGGUACAGCAAGCAUUCUGGGGCAAAAUCGUGGUUCAGGCAGAUUGA
This is a messenger RNA of Cladophialophora psammophila CBS 110553, 294 nucleotides long. RefSeq lists its product as uncharacterized. The record is from RefSeq and is a predicted model, not a curated record. The coding region runs from base 1 to 294 and encodes 97 amino acids. The transcript has a single exon. NCBI's taxonomy places the organism in Eukaryota, Fungi, Ascomycota, Eurotiomycetes, Chaetothyriales, Herpotrichiellaceae.